UGUCUACGCACACAGGGAGAAGCUCAAGUGGCCUGAGUUCAUUGCGGAGCAUGGUGCCAUGGACAACAAAUCACAAAUAUGGGCAGAGGGCAUGAAUGUAGAAGGGAACCUUGUGACAAAGGUCUCCAUUCUGUGCAAGCGAUGCCUUCCCAGCCAAGAGACGGAGGGGGACAUGACUGCGUGCUACGAGAUGGUGGUCCGCUAUGUGCGAGGUGUCAGCGCCCACCUUGAUCGCCGCCUGCUGGACCUGCAGAACCUGGAGGGGACUAAGCUGUUCCUCGACCCCACUUACCUUGCAGACGACAUCCUGCAUUAUGACGUCGACUGGUUCGACGUUGUGGCCAUCUUCCGCAAUGAGAAGCCAAGACGCCCAUUCAAAGACUUCACUGGAACUGUGGCUGGACAGGCACAGUUUGUGGACCUUGAUGAAGAGACGGACCCCGGCAACGCUAGGCCUGCUAGUGGAAGCACUUGAAAGGGACGUUGGACGCCCUGGUAGUUAGUCAGUGUGCUCUGACUUCCACCUAGUAGUGUGUUGCAGUGAUUAGGCCAUGGUGCUGGAUGAUGUGAAUCGAUGACCAUUGUGCUAGGUGAACCGUUGUA
This is a messenger RNA of Closterium sp. NIES-67, 603 nucleotides long. The record is from the annotation of a GenBank genome assembly. NCBI's taxonomy places the organism in Eukaryota, Viridiplantae, Streptophyta, Zygnematophyceae, Desmidiales, Closteriaceae.